Messenger RNA from Cavenderia fasciculata, 774 nucleotides. RefSeq lists its product as uncharacterized. The transcript has 4 exons. The record is from RefSeq and is a predicted model, not a curated record. The coding region runs from base 1 to 774 and encodes 257 amino acids. Lineage: Eukaryota; Evosea; Eumycetozoa; Acytosteliales; Cavenderiaceae. Gene Ontology annotation, molecular function: O-methyltransferase activity.
AUGCAAGAAAUCCGAAGUUUAAUUGAUGGUUAUUGUACAACCAAAUGUAUAUUGGUAGCCGUUGAGAUUGGAUUGGCCAAUCUGAUUGAAAAGAAUGAAAAGUGUGACAUUGCAACGCUGGCACAGAGGUGUAGGAUUGAUAGAAACAUAUUGUACCGAUUUAUGCGUGCACUGACCUACCUGGGAUUUUUCCACGAGGAUGAAGUUGUAGAUGGUCUGUUUUCACACACAACCCUUUCUUUUGCCUUGUGUGACCCAAAUGUUUCAUCGAUGGUUAAGUGUCGUGCAUCGAAUGGACAGUAUCGCUCGUGGGACACACUAUCCGAAACCAUCAAGACUGGUCAUUCAGACCACACCGAAUCUCUUGGUUACCCAACCUAUUGGGAGUAUUUGGAAGACCCCAAAAACCUUCAAGAAAACAUGGACUUUAGCCAGACAAUGUCCAACAUUACAAAAAAUGUUUGUCCCUUUUUAAUUGAUAUGUAUGAUUUCAAGAAUUUUGAAACAAUAGUUGAUGUUGGUGGUUCUGAAGGAAGAGUGAAUCAAAAACUACAACAUACAAUGGUGGAGGACAAGAGAUUUGAAUGUGUAGCAGGUGAUUUUUUUAAAAAGGUUCCUAUCGCCGAUUGCUACAUCCUCAAGAAUAUGAAUGCGAUCACAUUUGGUUUCAUUGAAAAGGGUUCAUCCUCAAAUUUGGUAUCUAGAACCUUAUAUCGUCACUCCAUCUACAGAGAAGAAGAGUGUGGUCCUAGUGACGAUAUCUGUGUAGUUUGA